GCCGGGGCCGCCCGCCAGCCCGCCGCUCCGGAGGAGACCUCCAAUGGAUUGGACGAGCCGGCCCACUCGUGGAAAGAGAGAAAUAUGCACCACUUCCCACUUUGUCCACCUUGUUGAUCAUUCCCUACAAGACAAAAAAGCAACACGGCAGAGUGGCGAGGAGGGGGCCAGCCAGCAACCGAUAUGGACCGGAGGACCUGACGGCGGAAAAAUACUCCCCCCUACCGUCAGAAAAAAAAAAUCGGUGGGUGAAAACUCCCCAGAAUCGGUGCCGGUUUCGUUCAAAAAAGAGCGAAACAAGGCGGGUGGUUUGUGCAAAUCAUGCAGGAUGAUGCGGCGAGGGUGACACGCACUCUGACGCCGCCGUCCAUAGAGGAGGAACCCGCAAAUCGGGCCCGAGAGCCGGCGUCAACGGAGCCCCGCCGCCGCCCGGUGCCGGAUUACGAGUGCGGCUUCCCUCCGACUCGGCCCGCCCGUGACCUUCAAUUCGGGCCGGAAAGCGAGCUCGCGGCCCGUUCCUCGGCCCUCGAAGACACUCAUGCCGCGACGCCGACUUCCGUGAUGGACUCCCCCGUGAGCCAGCACGUCAGCGACGGCAAUGACAACAUGUUGUCCGGAGGUCUGGGCGCCGCCUUCCCGGAGAUGCAGAGCACCGGCGACAGCGACUCGUCGUCGCACUCCCUGCCGGGUUUCGGCACGCCUUGGUCGGUGCAGACGUGCAGCUCGUCGCCCCCUCCUCCCACGGCACCACCUGCAGCCGGUUCGGACGGCGGCAACGGUGGCGGCUUCUACGCGUCCUCCUCCGUCAACCCGGCCUUCUUCCAGGGUUUCUCGGCUAAUCCGUGUUCCGGGAUUAACACGCACGGUUUCGGCGGGCAUUUCUCGCCGCAGAACCGGAGGUCGCCCAUCAACCCGCAGAUGCACAACCAGCAGGGCGCCUUCCUGCAGCAGAGGAACAUCUACAACCAACAUCAGCCCGUGACGAAGGCGUCGCCAUGGAGCGCCCACCAGGGUAACGGCUGGAGCACGGGGGGUGCGCCCUGGACCCGGGACCACCGCAAGGGACACGCCUCCUCGCCCCACAAGAAGAACUUCCAGGGCGGAGUCAUCGGCCCGCCCAAGUUCCCGCGGUCUGCUGCCUCUCACGGACGCAAGUCUUGGCUGGAGGACAACGUGUUCCGAACGGACGGCAACUGUAACACCUUGAUGCCCCUUCAGGAGCGCUCCAGGAUGUACGAGAGUCUCAACAUGCACUCGCUGGAGAGCUCUCUGAUUGACAUCAUGCGGGCCGAGCAGGAUCCCGUGAAAGGCUUAAUGGGAUGCUUGAACCCGGCGGCCGACGGGCUCCUCAUGCUCAAUGCCAGGAGCUAUGGGAGACGUCGAGGGCGCUCGUCUCUUUUCCCUAUCGACGACAAUCUGCUGGAAGACGGGCACGCCAACCCGGGGGUUCUCAGCUCGGCCAUCUUCCCGCAUCAGAACGGAGAAUGCAUCGAGCGCUUCUCCCGCAAGGUCUUUGUGGGCGGGUUGCCACCUGACAUCGAUGAAGACGAGAUCACCUCCAGCUUCCGACGCUUCGGUCACCUGGUGGUGGAUUGGCCGCACAAAGCCGAGAGCAAGUCCUACUUCCCGCCCAAAGGCUACGCCUUCCUGCUGUUCCAGGAGGAAACGUCAGUGCAGGCUCUCAUCGAAGCUUGCAUUGAAGAGGACGGCAAGCUCUACCUGUGCGUCUCCAGUCCCACCAUCAAGGAUAAACCUGUGCAAAUCCGACCGUGGAGCCUGAGCGACAGCGACUUUGUGAUGGACGGAUCUCAGCCGCUGGACCCCCGCAAGACCAUCUUCGUGGGAGGCGUCCCUCGUCCCCUCAGAGCGAUCGAGCUCGCCAUGAUCAUGGAUCGCCUCUACGGCGGGGUCUGUUAUGCGGGGAUCGACACCGACCCGGAGCUCAAGUACCCCAAGGGGGCGGGGCGAGUGGCCUUCUCCAAUCAGCAGAGUUACAUCGCCGCCAUCAGCGCUAGAUUUGUGCAGCUGCAGCACGGCGACAUCGAUAAGCGGGUGGAGGUGAAGCCGUACGUCCUGGACGACCAGUUGUGUGACGAGUGCCAGGGCGCUCGCUGCGGUGGCAAGUUUGCGCCAUUCUUUUGCGCCAACGUCACUUGCUUGCAGUACUACUGCGAGUUCUGCUGGGCUAACAUACACUCGCGCGCCGGACGCGAGUUCCACAAGCCGCUGGUCAAGGAAGGCGCCGACCGCCCGCGUCAGAUCCACUUCCGAUGGAACUAGAAGCGAGCAGUUUAAUGCUUAUAGCGCUUAACCAGGUGGGUGUCCAAACUACCGCCAUUUUGGACAAAAGAGCGGCAUAAAACAUUACAUUUUCAGUCGUAAUUGUCUGCAACAGUGGUUCUCAAAGAGUGGUACUACGGCUCCCUCUAGUGGCAUGCAAGGGAAAGAGGGUUACUGCCAUUAGAGUACAUUAAUCAAGUACAGUCCAGUUGUAUUAAACAAAUAUUUAAGAACAACUCUGCUUUGUAGUACAACAAAAACUCAAUUUAAGCAUUUAUAUAGGGCAAGUGACUAUUAUUGGUCAUUUAAAAAUAUUAUAAUUGUAUUUGAGACCUGGCGUACACAUGUAUAGAUAUCACAUACAGUAUAUUUGUAUGUAGCUUUACAUGUAAUACUAAAGCUAAUAUAUAUAAUAUUCUACUUGUCCUACAAUUUUUGUCCAAAUCACAUUAUUUAUACAUUAAAAACAAAAUUCAGGACGCUGAAAGACAAAAAAGGUCUUCACAGUUUUUGCUAAAGUUUCAGCCAAAAUUUGCCCAAAACGUACCCAUUUAUUUCUAAUGGGCAAAAUUUACCAUUGAUUUCCAAUGGCCCUAUUCGCCACUCAUCUCAAUAGCACAAAAACCUCCUUUCACUCUGAUUGAUUUCUAACACUAGUGACCCCAUUUCAACAGGAAGUGACCCCAAAAUCACCAAGAAAUGACCUGUGUCAACAGGAAGUGACCCCUGCCACAUUAAAGCUACAAUCGCAAUUUCUCCAGAAAUUUUCUGCAUUUUCUAGUUUUUAUUACCAUUUAUCAGUAUUACUUUUUUUAAUUAUAAAUAAAUAUAAUUAUAAAGUAAUACAUUUAUUAAAAAAAAAAAAGACUUAAAUGAAACUACAUACAUAAUAAUAACUAAAAUGGCUUUAAUACUGAAUUUUAAAAAACUUUUUAUAUUAUGAGUUGUUUAUUAAAAUAAAAUCAAAACAAAACAAUCUAACAACAUUUUUAAUCAAGAAUUGUAUAUUUAUCUUUUUUC
Messenger RNA from Corythoichthys intestinalis (scribbled pipefish), 3300 nucleotides. RefSeq names its product cytoplasmic polyadenylation element binding protein 2 (gene cpeb2). NCBI's taxonomy places the organism in Eukaryota, Metazoa, Chordata, Actinopteri, Syngnathiformes, Syngnathidae. The record is from RefSeq and is a predicted model, not a curated record. Gene Ontology annotation, biological process: negative regulation of cytoplasmic translation. Gene Ontology annotation, molecular function: translation factor activity, RNA binding; ribosome binding; mRNA regulatory element binding translation repressor activity. Gene Ontology annotation, cellular component: synapse; nucleus; neuron projection. The transcript is spliced from 12 exons. The coding region runs from base 322 to 2280 and encodes 652 amino acids.